AUGCCUCGCAAAGCGAUCGACUCGCGCAUUCCCGCGCUGAUACGCAAUGGCAUUCAAGAGAAGAAGCGCAGUUUCUUCGUCGUCGUCGGCGACCGAGCCAAAGAUGUCAUUGUCCACCUUCACUAUAUCAUGUCCUCCGUGGACGUCAAGCAGAACAAGUCGGUGUUAUGGGCUUACAAAAAAGACCUCCUAGGCUUUACCAGUCACCGGAAGAAGCGAGAAACCAGAAUCAAGAAGGAAAUCAAGAGAGGCAUUCGGGAUGCGAACACCGAAGACCCUUUCGAACUCUUCAUUACCUUGCACAACAUCCGCUAUGUCUACUACAAAGAGACGGAAAAGAUCCUAGGUAACACAUAUGGCAUGUGUAUUUUGCAGGAUUUCGAAGCCAUCACUCCGAACCUUCUUGCGAGGACAAUAGAGACGGUCGAAGGCGGCGGUUUGGUUAUCCUCCUCUUGAAGGGAAUGAAGAGCUUGAAGCAGCUCUACACUAUGUCCAUGGACGUCCAUUCGAGAUACCGGACGGAGGCACAUGAUGAUGUUGUGGCAAGAUUCAAUGAACGGUUCAUUCUCUCGCUCGGAAGUUGCGAGUCGUGUCUUGUGGUGGACGAUGAGUUGAAUGUCCUACCUAUAUCCGGAGGGAAAAAUGUUCAGGCUCUGCCACCACCGUCCACAGAAGCUGAAAGCACGUUACCCUCCAAGAAGGAAUUGAAAGAGAUCAAGGACAGUCUGGCCGACAGUCAGCCUGUGGGAUCUCUUGUCACUUUGGCGAAGACUGUGGAUCAAGCCAAAGCACUCCUCACCUUUGUGGAUGCCAUUUCUGAGAAGACACUACGGAGCACAGUCACUUUAACAGCCGCUCGAGGUCGAGGAAAGUCCGCUGCACUAGGUGUCGCCGUGGCUGCAGCGAUAGCACAUGGGUACAGCAAUAUCUUUGUCACCUCGCCCAGUCCCGAAAACUUGAAAACCUUCUUCGAAUUCGUCAUCAAAGGCUUCGAUGCCCUCGAGUAUAUGGAUCACGUGGAUUACACCAUUCUGCAAUCCACCAACCCGGACUACAACAAAGCCAUUGUCCGGAUCAACGUCCACCGACAACAUCGACAGACCAUCCAGUACAUCCAACCCCAAGAUGCGCAUGUCUUGGGUCAGGCUGAACUGGUAGUCAUAGAUGAGGCCGCGGCAAUUCCUUUACCGUUAGUCCGGAAGCUGAUGGGUCCGUAUCUGGUGUUUAUGGCCUCCACCAUCAACGGCUAUGAAGGCACUGGGCGCUCGCUGUCAUUAAAACUCAUUCAACAACUGCGCGAACAGUCACGAGGCGGAGCCAAGUCCAGCGGCGAUGAUCUCGAGGUUGCUGACAAGGCCACGGGCAAGGCAACCAAGGAUGGCCAGAAGGUGUACACUGGAGGACGGUCUCUAAGAGAGAUCACUCUUUCCGAGCCCAUUCGGUACGGCCCUGGGGACGCCGUGGAGAAAUGGCUCAACCGACUUCUGUGCUUGGAUGCGACACUACCAAAGUCGAAAAUGAACACUCAGGGCACGCCCCAUCCCUCGACCUGCGAACUUGUCCAUGUCAACCGCGACACCCUCUUCUCAUUCCACCCCGUUUCAGAAAAGUUCCUGCAGCAAAUGAUGGCACUGUAUGUGGCCUCUCACUACAAGAAUUCCCCCAACGACCUCCAAUUAAUGUCCGAUGCUCCCGCGCAUCAGCUCUUCGUACUCAUCCCUCCUAUUCCGGAGGAUGCCAAUAAACUUCCCGAACCACUCUGUGUCAUUCAAGUCGCCCUUGAAGGACGGAUCAGCAAGAAGUCGGUUCUUAACAGUCUAUCCCGCGGUCAAAGAGCUGGAGGAGAUCUGAUUCCGUGGCUGGUCAGUCAGCAAUUCCAGGAUUCGGAAUUUGCAGGACUGUCAGGAAGCCGGGUUGUGCGUAUAGCCACGAACCCGGAAUAUCUGAACAUGGGUUAUGGGUCGAGAGCGCUGCAGCUCCUGGCAGACUUCUACGAAGGCAAGUUCGCCUCGUUAUCCGAGGCCGAGGAGUCCACGAUCGAAGAUGUGGAGCAUAUGCCGCGGGUGACGGAUGCCGAGCUCGAGGAAUCCAACCUGCUCGACGACAACAUCAAAGUCCGGGAUAUUCAGCAGAUGCCACCGCUCUUUAGCAAGCUCUCCGAACGACGCCCGGACAGACUGGACUACCUGGGUGUAUCAUUCGGUCUGACACAGCCACUGCACAAGUUCUGGAAAAGGCUGUCUUUCGCGCCCGUCUAUCUUCGUCAAACAGCCAACGAAUUGACCGGCGAACAUUCCUGCGUCAUGCUCCGACCUCUCUCCUCCAACAACGGCACCGACAGCUCCUGGCUCAGCGCGUACGCGCAAGACUUCCACAAAAGAUUCCUGACUCUCUUGUCCUACCAAUUCCGCACGUUCGCCUCUGUGCAGGCCCUCUCGAUCUCCGAAUCCGCUUCACGAGCCACGACGAACUCGAACUCGAACUCCUCUUCCAGCGACGCCACGUUCAACGCCGCCCCUCUCACCAAACACGACUUGGACUCUCUUUUCUCGCCGUUCGAUCUGGCCCGUCUGGAAUCGUAUGCGAACAACAUGCUCGACUACCAUGUGAUCUUGGACAUGAUGCCGGCGAUCGCCUAUCUUUACUUCACCGGCCGCCUGAAGCUGCCUCCUUGCAACGUCAGCCUCUCCGGCGUGCAGCAAAGCAUUCUUCUCGCGAUCGGACUGCAGCGCAAAGACCUGAGCGAUGUGGAGCGAGAGUUGAAUCUACCCAGCAAUCAGCUCCUAGCCAUGUUCGUGAAAGUGGUGAGGAAAGUCAGCACAGCGUUCCGAGCAGUCAUCUCUGGCGCCGUGGAGGAGAGCCUGUCCGAGAAGAAAGACGCCGAACUCAACAGUGCAGCCGAACCCAGGACCAGCAGCCGCGUCGUUCCACCUCGAACAGUCGAUGCGGACGUCAAUGGAAACGACGAUGAGGUGAAUAUGGAGGUCGAUCCAGAACUGAAAGAGAAGCAGCGCGCCCUUAUUGAUGCUUUACCUCUUGACAAGUACGAAAUAACACCCUCCACAACCGACGACAAAGCAUGGGAAGAAGCCGAGCGUCAAGUCCGCGAAGCCGGGACAAGCACCACCGUCAGCGUCAAGAGCCUGAAAAAGAAACGCAAAGCCGACGACUCGUUAGCCAACGGUCACGGCGGUGAAGACAAUCAUGACAUGGACAAUGACGGUGCUGGAGAUGGCGAUGGAGAAACGCCUCAGCGGAAGAAAGGGAAAAAGGACAAGGAUAAAGACAAGGACAAGAAGAAGAACAAGGAUAAAGAUAGGUCGAAGAAGCAUCGUCAUGCUUAG
This is a messenger RNA of Capronia coronata CBS 617.96, 3345 nucleotides long. RefSeq names its product tRNA(Met) cytidine acetyltransferase. Gene Ontology annotation, molecular function: 18S rRNA cytidine N-acetyltransferase activity; ATP binding; tRNA binding. Gene Ontology annotation, cellular component: 90S preribosome; nucleolus. The coding region runs from base 1 to 3345 and encodes 1114 amino acids. Gene Ontology annotation, biological process: rRNA acetylation involved in maturation of SSU-rRNA. The record is from RefSeq and is a predicted model, not a curated record. The transcript has 2 exons. Lineage: Eukaryota; Fungi; Ascomycota; Eurotiomycetes; Chaetothyriales; Herpotrichiellaceae.